CGCCAGGGAAGGGGGCCAGACCCGAGGGCGCCGAGGGCGGGACCGGACUCGGCUUCGGCGUGAGAUGGCGGCGGCAGCUGUGAGAAGCGCCAAGCGGAGCCUGCGGGCCGAGCUGAAGCAGCGUCUGCGGGCGGUGAGCACCGAGGAGCGGCUACGCCAGUCCCACCUACUGACCCAGAAGGUGAUUUCCCACAGUCAAUACCAAAAGUCCAAAAGAAUUUCUAUCUUUCUGAGCAUGCCAGAUGAAAUUGAGACAGAACAGAUCAUCAAGGACAUUUUCCGAAGAGGCAAAACGUGCUUUAUCCCUCGGUACCGGUUCCAGAGCAAUCACAUGGAUAUGGUGAAAUUAGAAUCACCUGAGGAAAUUUCUUCACUUCCCAAAACUACCUGGAAUAUUCUUCAGCCUGGAGAGGAUGAUAUUCGAGAGGAGGCCUUGUCCACAGGCGAGUGUUACGGUGUUUGA
Molecule: messenger RNA, 463 nt
Organism: Galeopterus variegatus (Sunda flying lemur)
Lineage: Eukaryota; Metazoa; Chordata; Mammalia; Dermoptera; Cynocephalidae
Product: 5-formyltetrahydrofolate cyclo-ligase-like
Exons: 2
Coding region: 65-463 (132 amino acids)
Biological process (GO): folic acid-containing compound biosynthetic process; tetrahydrofolate interconversion
Cellular component (GO): mitochondrion
Molecular function (GO): 5-formyltetrahydrofolate cyclo-ligase activity
Source: RefSeq, a predicted model, not a curated record